Molecule: messenger RNA, 7428 nt
Organism: Gadus macrocephalus (Pacific cod)
Lineage: Eukaryota; Metazoa; Chordata; Actinopteri; Gadiformes; Gadidae
Product: echinoderm microtubule-associated protein-like 6
Exons: 42
Coding region: 742-6612 (1956 amino acids)
Molecular function (GO): microtubule binding
Source: RefSeq, a predicted model, not a curated record
CGAAGUGGAUCCGGGAUUCUGGAAGAGUUUACGCUCCGACCAGACGAGCAGCUUGACAGGAGGAUAUUAUCCGGGAGGAGAAACGGACGUUAAAUCUUUUCUCUCCUUUUUUACCAUUUAUCUCCUACCAUCUGCCUUCUUUCUUGACGUCUGUGAACCUUUUUUGCUCUUAUCGCCUAUUUUGCGUCCUUCGCCGCCCAUUACAAUUUAACAGAAUGAGCCCAAAAUACGCCCGGAGUUUGGUUUUUGGAUGCAGAUUGACAUAGAUACAGAAUACAUCAAUACAGAGAUAUAGAGAUGCAGAGAUAGAUCGGCGUCGUAGUCUCCUGAUUUCACCUGUAAUGCUGGAAGUAAAUCAACGACUUGAUGAUCGACGACAAUGAGGACAUCAGAGAUCUUGUUGUCAGCUAUCUCAGCGAAGCCCUGUAGUCCAUGAAGGACUAACGCUCGACCAUCUGGGAUUAAAAUGUGCCGUUUGAAAAGCCGAGUGCUAUUCGGAACCUAAACCCAGCCCUAUUCACAUGAACUAGUGUUGGUACAUUACCAACACGGUAAACCAAAGCCAGAUUUACCUCGGCCUGGUCGCCUGUUGGAUGACAACAUGAACACUGAUUGCUAGUGAGCUCUGAUAGACCGCAGCAGUCAGUCUGUGGUCCACAUGAGCCGCUUUGCUCCCUGGGUUUUGUGUUGUGGAAGUGGUGGUGGUGACUGCUAGGUGGGUUUUGGUGGGUGGUCGUCGCUAUGAGCGACAAGACGGCCCCGCGGUGCCAGUUGAGGCUGGAGUGGGUGCACGGGUACCGUGGACACCAGUGCCGAAACAACCUGUAUUACACGGCGGGGAAGGAGCUCGUGUACUUCGUUGCCGGGGUGGGCGUGGUCUACAACAGCCGUGAGCACACGCAGAAGUUCUACCUUGGUCACAACGAUGACAUCAUCAGUCUCGCCAUCCAUCCAGACAAGGUGCAGGUGGCCACAGGCCAGGUGGGGAAGGACCCCUACAUCUGCAUCUGGGACAGCUACUCCAUGCAGACCGUUUCCAUCCUGCGUGACGUUCACACGCACGGCGUGGCGGGCCUCGCCUUCGACUCCGACGGACAGCGGCUGGCGUCGGUGGGUCUGGAUGCCAAGAACACGCUGUGUGUCUGGGACUGGAGGAGAGGACGGGUCCUGGCCACCGCCACCGGGCACUCGGACCGGAUUUUCGAUAUCUCCUGGGAUCCCUACCAGACCAGCAGACUGGUCACCUGUGGAGUGAAACAUAUCAAGUUCUGGACCCUGUGUGGGAACGCUUUGACGCCCAAGCGGGGGAUGUUUGGGAAGACCGGAGACCUGCAGACCAUCCUGUGUCUGGCCACGGCCAAGGACGAGCUCACCUUCUCCGGAGCGCUGAACGGAGACGUGUACGUGUGGAAGGGCCUCAACCUGACGCGCACCGUCCAGGCUGCUCACGGGGCAGGGAUCUUCAGCAUGCAUGUGUGUGAGGAGGGCUUUGCUACAGGAGGGAGAGACGGGUGUGUCCGACUCUGGGACCUGGACUUCAAACCCAUCACCAAGAUCGACCUGAGGGAGGCUGAGCAGGGCUAUAAAGGUCUGUCCAUCCGCAGCGUGUGCUGGCGGGCGGACCGGGUGCUGGCGGGGACCCAGGACAGUGAGAUCUUUGAGGUGAUGGUGCGGGAGCGGGACAAGCCAGUCUUGCUGAUGCAGGGACACAGUGACGGGGAGCUCUGGGCGCUUGACCUCCACCCCAAACAGGCGGUGGCAGUGACGGGCAGUGAUGACCGCUCGGUCCGACUGUGGAGUCUGUCGGACCACACGCUGCUCGCUCGCUGCAACAUGGAGGAGGCGGUCCGCAGCGUGGCCUUCAACAACGACGGCUCCCAGCUGGCCCUCGGCAUGAAGGACGGCUCCUUCACCGUCCUUCGGGUCCGGGACAUGACAGAGGUGGUGCACAUCAAGGACCGGAAGGAGGCCAUCCACGAGCUGAAGUUCUCCCCGGACGGCUCCUACCUGGCGGUGGGCUCCAACGACGGGCCCGUGGACCUGUACGCCGUGGGCCAGCGCUACAAGAAGGUGGGCGAGUGCAGCCGGUCCUCCUCCUUCAUCACCCACCUGGACUGGUCCGUGGACAGCCGCUUCCUGCAGUCCAACGACGGCGCCGGCGAGCGCCUCUUCUACCGCAUGCCAGCAGGGAAGCUGCUCACCAAGGAGGAGGCGAAAGGGAUCCACUGGAUGACCUGGACCGGGGUGAUAGGAGCAGAGGUCAACGGGAUCUGGCCCAAGUACUCCAGCUCUAGCGAGGUCAACUCUGUGGACGCUAACUUCAGCAGCGCCGUGCUGGUUACCGGGGACGACCUGGGGCUGGUCAAACUGUUCCGCUUCCCUUGCCUCAAGAAAGCUGCUAAGUUCAAGAAGUACAUCGGCCACUCGGCCCACGUGACCAACGUGCGGUGGUCCAGCGACCUGCAGUGGGUGGUGAGCACCGGCGGGGCGGACCACGCCGUGUUCCAGUGGCGCUUCCUCCCCGAGGGGGUGAUGAACGGGGUGCUGGAGCCCCUGCUGCAGGAGGGAUACGCCGACUCUAACAGCGGAGAGUCGGACUCUGACGUUUCCGACGUUCCAGAGCUAGACUCGGACAUCGAACAGGAAGCUCAGACCAACUACGAUCGCCAGGUGUACAAGGAAGAUCUCCCUCAGCUCCGGAAGAAGCUGAUUGGCUCCCUGAAGCGGCAGAAAGCUCCGGAGGCGGGGCUACGGCUGCAGUUCGUGCACGGGUAUCGGGGCUGUGACUGCAGGAACAACCUGUGGUACAGCCAGGGUGGGGAGGUGGUGUACCACGUGGCCGCGGUGGGCGUGGUCUACAACCGCCAGCUGCACAGCCAGCGCUUCUACCUGGCGCACGAUGAUGACAUCAUCAGUCUCACCGUGCACCCCCUCAAAGACUACGCUGCUACAGGACAGGUGGGACGGGACCCAGCCAUCCAUGUUUGGGACAUCCAGACUCUGAAGUGUCUCUCUCUACUGAAGGGACAUCACAGCAGAGGAGUGUGUGCCCUGGAGUUCACAGUGGAUGGGAAGACUUUGGUGUCGGUGGGCAUCGAUGAAGACCACUCCAUCGUGGUCUGGGACUGGAAGAAAGGAGAACGUUUGGCCAAAGCCAGGGGACACAAGGACAAGAUCUUUGUUGUGAAGAGCAACCCGUUCCGCAUGGAUAAACUCCUCACUGUGGGCAUGAAGCACAUCAAGUUCUGGCAGCACUCAGGGGGGGGUCUGACGUUCCGACGGGGCAUCCUGGGGAGCCAGGGCGGGAAGCAGGAGACGAUGAUGUCGGCGUGCUACGGGCGCUCGGAGGACCUGGUGUUCUCGGGCGCCACCAGCGGGGACGUGUACAUCUGGCGCGACACCAGCCUGGUGAAGACCAUCAAGGCCCACGACGGACCCGUCUUCGCCAUGUGCUCCCUGGACAAGGGCUUCGUGACCGGGGGUCGCGACGGGGUCGUGGAGCUGUGGGACGACAUGUUCGACAGAUGUCUGAAGAGCUACGCCAUCAAGAGGGCAGCCCUGUCGCCUGCCUCUAAAGGCCUGCUGCUGGAGGACAACCCGUCCAUCAGAGCUAUCUCUCUGGGCCACGGACACAUCCUGGUGGGCACCAAAAACGGAGAGAUCCUGGAGAUAGACAAGAGUGGACCCAUGACCCUACUGGUUCAGGGUCACAUGGAGGGCGAGGUGUGGGGGCUCGCAGCUCACCCCCUCCUCCCUGUGGUUGCUACGGUGAGCGACGACAAAACGCUGCGGAUCUGGGAGCUGUCAGCCAAUCACCGCAUGGUUGCCGUGCGGAAACUCAAGAAAGGGAGCCGCUGCUGUGCGUUCUCCCCUGACGGGAAGGCCCUGGCCGUGGGGCUGAACGACGGCAGCUUCCUGGUGGUGAACGCGGACACGCUGGAGGACCUGGUCACCUUCCACCACCGCAAGGAGCUCAUCUCGGACAUCCGCUUCUCCCAAGACUCGGGGAAGUACCUGGCGGUGGCGUCCCACGACUCGUUCGUGGACAUCUACAACGUGCUGAGCAGCAAGAGGGUGGGCAUCUGUAAGGGCGCCUCGGGCUUCAUCACACACAUCGACUGGGACGCCAGAGGUAAACUUCUGCAGGUGAACUCGGGAGCGAAGGAGCAGCUGUUCUUUGAGGCACCGCGGGGUCGGAAACAGAACAUCAACACUUCAGAGUUUGAGAAGGUGGACUGGGCCUCCUGGACCAGUGUCUUGGGUCCGACCUGCGAGGGCAUCUGGCCGGCGCUCAGUCUGGUCAACGCCUCCUGCCUCACUAAAGACCACCAGCUGCUGGCUACUGGGGACGACUUCGGCUUCAUCAAGCUCUUCAGCUACCCCUCUAGGGGGCAGUUUGCCAAGUUUAAAAAGUACGUGGGCCACAGCGCCAACGUGACCAACGUGCGGUGGACCAAUGACGACGCCCUGCUGCUGUCAGUGGGCGGAGCCGACACAGCCCUGAUGAUCUGGUCCCUGGAGGCGCCGGGUCACAAGGAGAGCAAGGCGGUGGACAGCGAGGAGUCGGACGACGACCCGGAGGAGGACGGAGGCUAUGACAGUGACGUAGCUCAGGAGAAGUCCCUAGAUUACGUCACGAAGAUCUUCUCCGCUAGCAUAAGGAACAUGACGGGAACCAAACCCCACCUGCAGCACAGAGAUGUUCCUCUGGAUGACAGACCCCCUGUCAGUAGGGCAGCUCCACUUCCAGAAAAGCUUUUAAAGAACAACGUGACAAAGAAGAAGAAAGUGGUGGAGGAGCUGGUGCUGGAGCAUGUGUUCGGCUACAGGGGCUUUGACUGCCGGAACAACCUUCACUACCUCAACGACGGGGCUGACAUCAUCUUCCACACCGCCGCCACCGUCAUCGUCCAGAACCUCUCCUCUGGAGUCCAGAGCUUCUACCUGGAGCACACUGAUGACAUCCUGUGUCUGACCAUCAACCAGCACCCCAAGUACCAGAACGUCAUCGCCACGGGACAGAUCGGUGACCUGAGUGAUCUGCCAGGGCUAGCUCCAUCCAUCCACGUGUGGGAUGCGAGAACCAAGCAGACCCUGUCCAUCCUGCGCUGUUGCCAUGGCAAAGGCGUGAGCUAUGUCAACUUCAGCGCCACGGGGAAACUGCUGCUCUCUGUGGGGGUGGAGCCAGAGCAUACCAUCACCGUCUGGAGAUGGCAAGAAGGUACCAAGGUGACCAGCAGGGGGAGCCACAGUGAGCGGAUCUUUGUGGUGGAGUUCAGACCAGACUCAGACACUCAGUUCGUGUCGGUGGGCAUCAAACACAUCAAGUUCUGGACCCUGGUGGGCGGCUCCCUCAUGUACAAGAAGGGUGUGAUUGGCUCUGUGGAGGAGGGGCGUGUCCAGACCAUGCUGUCGGUGGCCUUUGGCGCGAACAACCUGACGUUCAGCGGCGCCAUCAACGGCGACGUGUACGUGUGGCGGGAGCACUUCCUGGUCCGCGUGGUGGCCAAGGCCCACAGCGGGCCCGUCUUCACCAUGUACACCACCCUGAGAGACGGGCUCAUCGUCACCGGGGGCAAGGAGAGACCGACCAAGGAGGGCGGGGCGGUGAAGCUGUGGGACCAGGAGAUGAAGCGCUGCAGAGCCUUCCAGCUGGAGACCGGUCAGCCGGUGGAGAACGUCCGCUCGGUCUGCAGAGGGAAGGGGAAGAUCCUGGUAGGUACUAAGGACGGGGAGAUCAUCGAGGUGGGGGAGAAGAACGCCGCGUCCAACACCAUGAUCAACGGCCACACCCAGGGCGCCAUCUGGGGCCUCAGCACACACCCUUACAAGGACGUCUUCCUGUCGGCCAGCGACGACGGAACCAUCCGCCUCUGGGACCUGGCGGACAGGAAGCUGCUCAACAAGGUGAGCUUGGGCCACCCGGCCAAGUGCUGCUGCUACAGUCCCAACGGGGAGAUGGUGUCCAUCGGCCUGGAGAACGGAGAGUUCAUCCUGCUGAUGGUCAGCUCCCUCAGCGUCUGGGGCAAGAAGAGGGACCGCAGCGCCUCCAUCCAGGACAUCCGGUUCAGCCCAGACAACCGUCUGCUAGCGGUGGGCUCGAUGGAGAGCUCUGUGGACUUCUACGACCUGACUCUCGGCCCGUCACUCAACCGCAUCGGAUACUGCAAGGACAUCCCCGGCUUUAUCCUCCAGAUGGACUUCUCCGCCGACAGCAAACACAUCCAGGUGUCCAGCAGCACCUACACGCGGCAGGUGCACCAGGUGCCUUCUGGGAAAGUGGAAACGGAGCCAGCGGUGGUCGAAAGGAUCACCUGGGCCACCUGGACCAGCGUCCUGGGAGACGAGGUUCUGGGUAUCUGGCCCAGGAAUGCUGAGAAGGCGGAUGUUAACUGCGUCAGCGUUUCCCACGCUGGUCUCAAUCUGGUGACCGGCGAUGACUUCGGACUCAUCAAACUCUUCGACUUCCCCUGUCCCGAGAAAUUUGUGAAACACAAGCGUUAUUUCGGACACUCAGCCCAUGUGACUAAUGUGCGUUUCUCUGCUGAUGACAAGUAUGUGGUCAGCGCUGGAGGGCGGGACUGUAGUUUAUUUGUGUGGAGGUGCCAGUGAAGGCGCAGAGGAGGAUUGUGGGUAUUGGUCGCUGCCUGACCUCUGACCCAAGCAUCACAGCCAAUAGACGGCAGCGGCUCUGUUUGGUGACCGUGGCAACAUCACUGACGACAGCUCCAAUGGCCAAACUCUCUACAGACUAUAAUAUUAUCCUAUAAUGAUGAAAUGCUAUUAUUAUUAUUACUAUAUGUGUUGUUGUCGUCAGGUAGUUGUGUUGAGUAUGGAAGGGUGAGAUGAUAUGUAUUAGAACCUAAAUAUCUGUCUGUAUAUUUCUAGAUGUAGAUAUUAUCACGGAUCGAGAUCGAGAUCAUGGAUCUAGUUCUAGAUCAUGCGCUCAAUUCUACAGCUUAUCAGAUCUACUUUAGAUCAUGGAUCUAUUUCUAGAUGUAGCUCAUGGAUCUAGUUCUAGUUCUCGAUCUGAUCAUGUAUCUAGUUCUAGAUCCAGACAUCAUCAUGUAGCUAUUUCUAGAGGUAGCUCAUGGAGAUAGUUCUUCUAGAUAUGAUCAUGUAUCUAGUUAUAGAUCUAGACAUGAUCAUGUAUCUUUUAUAGAUCUAGAUCAUGUAUCUAGUUAUAUAUCUUGAUAUGGAUCAUGUACCUAGAUGUAGAUAUGAUCGAGGAUCCAGUUCUAGGUAUAGAUAAUAUAUCUAGUUCUAGAUGUUAUAGAUCUCAAUCAUGGAUCUAGUUCUAGAUAUAGAUAUCAUGUAUCUAAUUCUAGUUCGAGAGCAUGGAUCUAAUUUUAGAUAUAGAUAAUGUAUAUAUUUCUAGUUCUAUAUAUAUAUAUAUAUAUAUAUAUAUAUAUAUAAUGUAUCUAGAUU